AUAUUUUGCAAUACUUAAAUUAUUUUGCAAGUGUGUGUGGCAUUGUUUUGACUCCAUAGAGUGAGUCACUGUUUCCGAACAGAAGAAACCUCUUUUCUCUUAUAUGGGGAAGACUGAAAUAUGGCGGACGAUCGGGAAUCUCUCAUCUGUUGCGUCUGUCUGGAUUUCUUUAAAAAUCCAGCGAUUAUUCCCUGUGGACACAUUUUCUGUAAGGAAUGCAUUACAGGUUUGUGGGAUAAAGAUGUGUGCAGAUGUCCUCAGUGCAAACACACUUUUCCCAACAGACCUGUUAUCACUGACUGGCUGCAGAUGAAGGAUCUUUCUGAGAAACUGAUGAAGAUGAGACCAAAGGAGGAGGAAGAUGAAGAUGCUGAAGCACAUGAAGUGAGCUGUGAUUCCUGCACCUCCAGAAGAACCAAAGCGGUGCAAUCCUGCCUCACCUGUGUCUCCUCAUUCUGCAGAAAUCACCUGGAGAAGCACAAUGAUCUCCACGGAUGGAGAAAACACCUUCUGACCGAAGUCACGGAUCUUCAGAGCAAAACCUGCUCUCUUCAUGGGAAACUGCUGGAUGUGUUCUGUCGCACUGAUCAGAAGUGUGUCUGUGUGCUGUGUGCUAUACAUGAACACAAGGAGCACGACAGCGUCUCAGCUUCAGAGGAAAGAGCAGACAGACAGGGAAAGUUGAUGGAAACACAUGAGAAGUUUCAGCAGAACGUCCGAGACAGAGAGAAGGAUCUGAAAGAGCUAAAGCAGGCAGAAGAGUCCAUCACAUGUUCAGCGCAGACGGCAGUCUCUGAAAGUGAGCGCAUCUUCAGUGAAGUGCUGUCCUCCGUUCAGAAAACAAGCGUCCGUGUGAAAGAACUGAUCACAGAGCGACAGAGAGAUGAACUCAGUCGCAUCGAAGGACUUCAGGAGAAAGUCCAGCAGAAGAUCUCUGACCUCAGGAUGAAGGAGUCUGAGCUCGGUCAGCUCUUGACCACUGAAGACCACAUUCACUUCCUGCAGAAUUACCCAAAAUACAUACCCGAAAAAUUUGAAGAUCUUUCCAACAUUUCUGAAAAUCCAAAAGCCUACUUCUCCAAUGUUGAGCUGCUGCUUUCUAAAAUGCAAGAGCGAUUGCUGGAGGUCACCAAAGAGACCGAGAUCAAGAUCAAGAUCAGAUCUGGGGAAGCUGUGCCUCCUAAAGCUGAUGCACCUGUCUCAACUCCUUUGUAUUUAGGGACAAAUAUUUUCAGUUAAAUAGUGUCUGUGCAUUUAUUUGCAGUCAAGUCAAUGAUAUCGCUGUAGAUGAAGUGACCCCAACUAAGCAAACCAGAGGCGACAGCGGCAAGGAACCGAAACUCCAUCCGUGACAGAAUGGAGAAAAAAACAUGUCAGAGAGUCUGUAAUUCUCCUCUGAUACGCCUCUCUUUAGUGUCAAUCACUGCUGAUACCUUAAAGGUGCCAUCUGUAAUGUUUGGCAAAAAAAAUCAAGUCAUACUCCACAUUCCAUACCAGAUGGGGGCAGUAUGCCUCAAUAAAGUGAAUUGGUCUACUCUAGAGUAACAAACGAGAAACGGCAUAGUCUCUAUGCUCCGCCCCUACUUUCACAACAACACUACAGCCAUAGCCGAAGCCUAACUGUGCGUUCACACCGCCAAAGAUUUGUGAGCGCUCAGACGCUCUAACGUAGAUCGAAUGCUUAUUUUGUAUUUAAAGCGGCCCCAAAGCAAACAAGCUUGUUGAUCUCGUGCAGACUAACCACAAGGAGUUGUGGACGAAAUAUUAGGAUCCCUUACUUAAAAUGAACAAUCUCAGGCACCUUGGUCCACGUAUCACUUUUAAUUUUUUUUUUAUGUCCUUGUACGCAAACAGGGACACAUCAAACGCUAAACAGCAAUAAUAAACCUGUCCUUUAUUCUGCUUGGGAACUAAUGUGCCAACUCUCAAGCAUUCACCGUGAGACACACGCAAUUGACUCUUUUCACACGCUUUCACGCCACACAUAAUUUUUUUCACGCACAGAAAAACCACAAAGCAAACAGGACAAGGAGACCAACAGACUAGACAGAGCAGGUUAGUUAUGAAAUAAAACAACGGGUAAGUUACAGCUAGCUAAUUAUCAAACGCAGCUACGGUUAGCCAUCGAUAACAUUAGCACGUUUAUCGAACAGCCUUCGAUACAUUUCUAUGCUGUAACUUCCCGAAAACAAAUACACAAAGAUAUAAAACAAACUUCUAGUACUAAUACUAACAGCAUCUAACUUACUGUUAGAAAUGUUGCAAGUUCGGAGUCAAACCUAAUUUCUUUCAUGUCCAUCAGUUGUCUCCAGCGAUUAAAAGCAGUGCCGAUGUUUACUCUGGUAUUCUUAUUGGAUUUGAUUUGUGAUUCCGAGCGCGGUUGUUUCCCUGUAGCGGGUGUUGGUCUCUUGCCAAGGGCUUCAGCUAUCCUUCCGCUCUUUUCCCUGAACUGAAAGUAGUGGGCUGUACUUUCCACACGAUUGACAUCAGGUUCAAGUACACGCCCACAAGCCCUGCGAGUUAUUCGUGUAUUGCAGGUUGGCUGGUGGUUAUGUUGCCCGCAUACCGCCUCCCACGGCCGAAACUGGUAUUACAACACCUGCCGGGCCGGGGCUAGUAAUGCUAAUGCUAAUUAAGGUUGAUAUCUCUGCAGCACUAUAACUUGACAUUUUUUUUAAUGACAUCAUCGCCCUUAUUUCUUCUCAUUCUUUUGAUGCGUGUAGGUCAUGUUAUGGAUAUUUUUACCUCAAUUUUUGCAUAUGGCACCUUUAAAGGUGUUGUCCUAGUAAUCGCUCAGUGUUAUAGGAAGUAUUAAAAGUAAGGUAUAAUUACGUGCAGAGGUGUUAACUCUUGAGUAUACAUUCGCUUGUGCAUCCUAAAUAAACUUUAAACACUAUGAACUCA
Messenger RNA from Carassius gibelio (silver crucian carp), 2904 nucleotides. Its product is annotated as E3 ubiquitin/ISG15 ligase TRIM25-like. Lineage: Eukaryota; Metazoa; Chordata; Actinopteri; Cypriniformes; Cyprinidae. Gene Ontology annotation, molecular function: zinc ion binding. The transcript has 5 exons. The record is from RefSeq and is a predicted model, not a curated record. Bases 121 to 1239 code for a protein of 372 amino acids.